AUGACCAACGUGGACGCCAUUCACGAGGCCACCGCCAUGCCCGAGGCCGCCGACAUGUCCGACACCCCCGCCAUGCCUGCCACUGGCAUGCCCGACUCCGACGCCACGCUCGAGGCCGCCGGUAUGCCCGACGUGCCCGACGCUGACGUCAUGCCCGACGCCCCCGCCAUGUCCGACUCUGACGUCAUGCCUGAGGCCGCCGACAUUCUCGACCCGGACGUCGUGCCCGAGGCCACCUGUGAAAAGUCUCGGUGGAUUUCGCCACCGAACCCAUGUCCAGCUGACCCGUAUCAAUCCAGGAUGCUGACCCGUAUCAAUCAAGCAGAUUUCAAGUGCGUCAUGGCCGCGAUGGAUCUGGACCACCAACUGUCGGACAUGAGCCGUGAGACGAAGGAAGCUGAGCCCGAGGUCUGGGCGGAGCUCCGCUCAGACUCUGGGCUUGAGCGAAGAUUGUCUGAGACCCGAGAUGUCUGGUGUUGGGUAUCCCAAGUCUGA
This is a messenger RNA of Phytophthora sojae, 495 nucleotides long. RefSeq lists its product as hypothetical. The transcript is spliced from 2 exons. The record is from RefSeq and is a predicted model, not a curated record. NCBI's taxonomy places the organism in Eukaryota, Oomycota, Peronosporomycetes, Peronosporales, Peronosporaceae. The coding region runs from base 1 to 495 and encodes 164 amino acids.